Olea europaea var. sylvestris is the source of this 757-nucleotide messenger RNA. RefSeq names its product probable WRKY transcription factor 50. Gene Ontology annotation, molecular function: DNA-binding transcription factor activity; sequence-specific DNA binding. Bases 123 to 596 code for a protein of 157 amino acids. Gene Ontology annotation, biological process: regulation of DNA-templated transcription. The transcript is spliced from 3 exons. NCBI's taxonomy places the organism in Eukaryota, Viridiplantae, Streptophyta, Magnoliopsida, Lamiales, Oleaceae. The record is from RefSeq and is a predicted model, not a curated record.
UGAAGCUUCUUUCGACAUAGGAGGAAGCUUACUAGCUAGGAAUAACCACUAAAAAAAUCCACUCAACUCUCAGCAAUAUAUACAGACAAUGGUCAUGCACAUUCUUCAGUUGAUAAUAAAGCAUGGCUCACUAUUAUCCCAGCUUCGAGUUUUCCGAUGUUUUCGAGUUCAAUGACUGGCUUAAUGAGGAAGAUCAAGUUUUUGGCUGUCCUCAGAAUCUGAACUAUGCAGCAGAUGAAAUUUCAAACUCGAGUGGAAUAAGCAGAAGCAGCAGCAGCCACCGUGAAGGACCAGGCAGUAGAGAUGGUGGGAAUGGUAGGGAGAAGAAACAAAACACAGAGAAAGUUGCUUUUAAAACUAAGUCAGAGGUUGAGGUACUAGAUGAUGGCUUCAAGUGGAGAAAGUAUGGAAAAAAGAUGGUAAAGAACAGCCCAAAUCCAAGGAACUACUAUAAGUGCUCAGUUGAAGGAUGUCCAGUAAAGAAGAGAGUUGAAAGAGACACUGAAGACCCAAGGUAUGUGUUAACAACUUACCAUGGCAUCCACAACCACCGAGACCUUCUCAGCUAUGAUUUCGAAACCAAUCUUAGAAAUUAAUUUUCUUAUAUUGUGUAACUCUAGUUGUACAAGAAAUAUUGCUGAUAGAGUCAGCAUCUAUGAUUUUAACAUAUUUGGUAUGCAGUAUUGGGUAGAAGUCGAUGAUAUAAUGAACUAGAAUUUGGCCUUUUCUUCUGAGUACUAAAGGACGUCUUGGUUUC